UGUGUGUCUUGUCAAGCGAUUGUUAAUAUUCGUCUCUGGGUUAUUCGCAUAGACAGUCGGAUUGUCAACCUUUUUCGUUUUGGAUGUCGGAAAGUUAAUACGACCAGGAGGAUACGCAUGAAGGGGGAGAUAAUGAACGUGGAGACGCUGAGUAGACCAGAGUUGCUGACCCUCCUCAGUGUCUUGGAGGGAGAGCUGGAAGCUCAGGAUGUGGUCAUCCACGCCCUCAGGGCGCAACACAGGGACUCGUUCGUGCAGGAGCGCUACGGCCAGUACGACUUGAGUGACCCGUUCCGGGCCCUGCAGCGCGACAGCGAGACCAUGGAGAGCUGGACGGACGGCGAGCAGGCGCCGGGCGGCGGGGAGACGGCGGGCCGGGCGGGGCGGGGCAGCGCGGUGGGGCCCAACCCUCUGGCCGUGCUCAAGCUGGUCAUGGCCCACUGCAAGAGGAUGCAGGAGAGGAUGAUGGGACAGCUGGCUGCCGCAGAGAGCAGACACAGGAGGGUGAUUGCAGAUCUGGAAGAGGAGAGGCGUGGGCAUGCGCGCGAUGCGGCGCAGGGUGAUGAUGUCACCUUCAUGCUGGAGAAGGAACGGGAGAAACUACUGCAGCAGCUGGAGCUGGAGCGAGCGGCGGUGCGGAGGCUGGAGAAGGAGCAGCGGAGGGCGGCGGGCCAGGCGGAGGAGUCUCUGUCCCACCAGCGCCAGCUGUCCUCGGCCCUGACCCAGGAGCUGCAGCGGGCCAGCAGCCAGGCCCUGGAGGAGGCAGAACGCGUGGCUCAGCUCCGCCAGAGGCUCCAGGAAGAGAGCGGCGCUGCCGAGGCCCUGAGGGGGGCGCUGGAGGGCGAGAGGGGCCGGGCGGCGCAGCUGGAGGCCCGGGCAGAGAGGCAGCUGGCCGAGCUGGACACGGAGCGGGAGCAGAUGAGGGCGAGGAUCAGGAGGGAGGAGGAGAGGAGCUGGGAGCUGGAGAGAGAGGUGGAGGAGCUGAGGAGAAGGCUGGGGGAGGGAGGUGGGGAGCGAGGGAAGGAGGAGGAGGAGGUGAAAAAGGUGAAAGGCUCUCCUCCUUCGAAGACGGUAGUGGCGCCUGCGUCGUUAACCUCGGGUCAGAUGGAGCCUGAUGGGAAGGGGAUUGUCACUCCCAAGACACCCGCGGUGUCAAAGGUCAACGGCCACCACCCCCCCAGAGAGGCAGAGCCCCCCCAGGAGAGCAGUGGUGCAGAAAAUGGGGUGGAUAAUGUGGGCGGGGCCGGCCCACACUCCCCUCUACACACCCACCCCCAGUCCCAGUCCCAUGCCCAGCCACCCCCCCACCCCAACCUGUCCCCCUCCAGCACCGCCUCUUCCUCCCUCUCCUCCUCCCCCGUCUCCUCCCCCGUGCUAGCCAAGCGCCUGGGCAGCCCAGGGUUCCACCAGUCGUCCUACCAAGCCGGGGUCAACCAGCGCUUCCACGCCGCCCGCCACAAGUUCCAGAGCCAGGCCGAGCUGGAGACGCAGCCCCUCUCCCCCCGGGACCUUUCCCCCACCACCACACCCGUGCCCCCUCCCCCCGAAAACACUGCAGCCAAGCAGCUGGCCCGCAACACCGUCACCCAGGUGCUCUCGCGCUUCACCAGCCAGCAGGCCGGCGCCAAGCUCCCCCCACUCAACAGCUCCCCGUUUGGGACCGACUACCGCAGCCUGGCGGCGUCCCCUCCGGGCUCUGGUGGGAAGUCCUCCCCUGGCCCCCUCUCCCCGGGCAUCCGCUCCCCCCUCACCCCUCGCAGCCACCCUCCCCCUAUCCCUCCCAAGAAGCCUGGUAUGAGUCCCUCCCCAGGUUCCCCGGGCCCCCCAGCGAGGGCCAGUCUCUUCCCAGAGCUGACAGGGGGUUGUGGACUUACUAGCAACGGGCAGGAGGGAGCCAAGGAGCAGGACAUAGUUCUCUCCUCCAGCAGCUAAUGGCUGGUAGAAGGUAGUUGUCUGGUUCUAAAAUGUUUUUAGCCGCCCUCGUAAUUACAGGUGGUAAUUACAGUCCUCCUUAUUUUAAAAGCACGAACCACCAGAACUACCUUGCAUAUUGUUCAAAAGUUUUAAAAAAAAAGUUCCUUACCCCCGUUACUACUUACAAACAAUCGGAAACAAUGUAGUUAAAAUUAGAAGAAUAUAUAGAAUAUCCUGGUUUCACUUUUUGGUUCAGGAUCUUGAUGGCAGUCAUUAGUUUUUUUAUAUAUAUAUAAUUUUUUUAAAGAGAUUUGAAUAUUUAGUUUUUUUUUUUUUCAUAGCUUUCUAUAAAAGCCACCAUAUUUAUCUUAGUUAAGAUGUUUUCACACGUCAGAGCUCAGUGCAUCUUACAGAUGUCUUAACUAAAAAAGAAAAAAAAAACACAGAAAUCAAGAGGGUGCUCAGAUGACAACCCCUAGAACAGUCGUUAUCAUUCGUUAAUGUAACACGUUAUCUUCAUAAAGUCAAGGAGAAAGAUCCUCAAGGCAGUCUA
Messenger RNA from Hypomesus transpacificus, 2467 nucleotides. Its product is annotated as CTTNBP2 N-terminal-like protein. The record is from RefSeq and is a predicted model, not a curated record. NCBI's taxonomy places the organism in Eukaryota, Metazoa, Chordata, Actinopteri, Osmeriformes, Osmeridae.